Suillus clintonianus is the source of this 1872-nucleotide messenger RNA. RefSeq lists its product as uncharacterized. The transcript has a single exon. Bases 104 to 1687 code for a protein of 527 amino acids. The record is from RefSeq and is a predicted model, not a curated record. NCBI's taxonomy places the organism in Eukaryota, Fungi, Basidiomycota, Agaricomycetes, Boletales, Suillaceae.
CGGCACACAAUUAACGGGUUUAUAUAACAGCAAGCACUGCACAGCAACUACUAACUUACCUGCAACCUUGACUUUGACUAUCCCCAUCUGAUAGCUCUUCACGAUGUCUGCCGUCUCGCACGGCACUCGUCACCUUAGACAAGGCAUCGGUGGAACCAAACACUAUGCCCCCGGGUCUGGUCCUGCUCGAUCGCUUCACAUCCCUGCGUUCACACCACCAUUGCGAGCACCCCAGCCGUCCACUGCUCAACGACUUUUUACAAACUCUCGUAACCUCGUCUCUAGAUUCUUUGCUCAUUUAACUACUCCAGGACUUGCGCAUUCUGCCUCAACUGUCGCAGUCGCUCCGAGUCACUCGCUCGUCCGUCCUGCACAUUUCCAUUCCAUUACUCAGAGCGUUAAAGCCUCGUACUCGCUCCCUGUGAGACAUGCGCUUUACCGCCCCUUAUCUUUGCCGUGCCUUCCCCGUCCGCCUUCCAUCCCUGGGAAUGUAGCUAAUGUUGGUCUUGGUACUGUCCGUUCAUUUCAUUCUGCGCGCCCCAUAUUCCAGAAUGUCGUGGAUAACGUUCCUAUUGCCACCCGUGCACUUUGGGAGGCUGAAUGGGAAUUUAAUGGCAAGAAGAAGAACGAGGCGCGCAAAUUGCGCAAAGCUAAGGAAAAUAUGGUACCCCCAAAGACCAAGGAGAUGCUCAAGCCAAAGCAGAGGUCUAUCGUUGCUGAGAUCCCCACCGAGAUCGACAUCUCUGAACUUGACCAUUACUUGCCACAACCUGCUUUGCCGGAAGUAACGACUUACCUUCUCGUUCCUCUCGCGCCUACUCCCACCGCUCGUCUGCCCCUAUCUGCGUACUCCACGGGAACUAGCGCACUCCAUCCGCUUCUCCCUGUACCUGCCAUUGCUGCUGAACAUAGGAUGCAUCGUAACCAUUCGCUUCGCGUGUCCACUCUUUUUUCCCGAUUGGAUGCUGCGAACGUGUGGGAUGAUCCUGGCGUCGGCGUUGAUGCCUACGCCUUUGGUCCCAGUCUCGGUCCCGGCUCAGCAGAUAACCCCAGUGAUGAACAAUGUACAAUUCUCCGGGUCACACUUGCAGGUUGGACAGCUGCUCAAGUGCGCGGUGUCAUAGGAGAAAGCGGGCAAGGAUGGUGUACUCCCGAAGAAGUUUACCUAGACACCAUGUCUGCUUCCUCGCAGAUGAGCGCCAUCGAUGAUGAACAUGUUUCAUCUAGUCCCCAGUCCGUUGCUUCCACCCUCGAGCUUGAUUCAGCAUCCUUGUCAGAAUUGGACUUCGACAAAGAUGCUGAUGUCGAAGUGUUUUCAGACAUCGAAUCGGAUGAUUGGGACUAUGGGAUUGGGUUGACGACCUCUCCCGGUGUACAGGACAACUUUGUUCUGCCAACGCUCGACUUCUCGUCAUCAUUUGCGCAGGUUGCGUCUCCUACCCAAUCAUGGGCUCCACCGCCGCAGAUCUUCCUCCGCACCGCGUCCGAGCUUGCCGAGGAUUUUGGCAAUGUGUGGUCUCCCGCUUCAUCGUCUUCCCUCUCGCCGUCACUCUCUUGUGACCUCCUGUCUGAUUUGGAGGCAGACGCAUUCCCCCAUGUUGCAAAAAGUGAAAUGGAGAGGUCAUGGCUGGGGAUUAGCAUGGGGCUGAGCUCCUCGUUCACUGAGAAACUUGAAGCGCCGCGAUAAUUUAAUCGGACAUACACGAAUUCGCGUUGCAUUCGCCAUAGUCUUCUCUCUACUUUCUUGUUUUCUCCGUGAGUCUAGCUCUCUUGAAUACUCUGUACCAUUUGGAAGCUCGUUCAUCGAUGAAUUGAUUGAGCAUGUAUACAAAUUUGAUAAUCGAAGUUCGAGGAUCCUUUUCUACAGUGCAU